GGCCCAGACGUCGAUAUUUUAUCCGUUCUUCCGGACCCGGCGCUGUCGCGUGUGGUUAUGCUGUGGACGAGUGUCAAUUGCACGAGAGACACUUUCAAACGUGUCGUACUGGCGACUUCGCGUCGACACGGCGCUCAAGAUAUUGAUGGGCGCAAGUCUGACUGGAAGGCGGAUCACCCAGCCAUAUGCGCGGCACUGACUAAGGUGGACUGGCUGGACCUGCGCCGAAUCACAGGGGCCACCGUCUGGAGUGUACAAGUUCUCUAUAGGUUGAAGCUACGGGCCUUUUCAUAUUGGGAUGAGGUUCACGGGAGGCCCGGGUGUCCUCUUCCGGUCUGC
This is a messenger RNA of Phytophthora sojae, 339 nucleotides long. RefSeq lists its product as hypothetical. The transcript has a single exon. The record is from RefSeq and is a predicted model, not a curated record. The annotation marks the transcript as partial. Lineage: Eukaryota; Oomycota; Peronosporomycetes; Peronosporales; Peronosporaceae.